Molecule: messenger RNA, 1514 nt
Organism: Olea europaea var. sylvestris
Lineage: Eukaryota; Viridiplantae; Streptophyta; Magnoliopsida; Lamiales; Oleaceae
Product: zinc finger protein 830
Exons: 9
Coding region: 214-1131 (305 amino acids)
Biological process (GO): nuclear DNA replication; mitotic DNA damage checkpoint signaling; mitotic DNA replication checkpoint signaling
Cellular component (GO): nucleus; spliceosomal complex
Molecular function (GO): zinc ion binding; nucleic acid binding
Source: RefSeq, a predicted model, not a curated record
CUCAAAAAUCAUUUUUAUCUAAAAUGGCUUCUUUCUCGUGUCUAUCACUUCGAUUCUAACGAGCCCACCCAUCCCCGCCUGCCACCGCGUCCUUCUUCAGUAGUUCCCUCAAUCAAGAGGCACCCAAAACACGCAUACAGACAGAUGCAUACACCGUCCCGUGAAAAGGCCUUCUAAUUUCGUAGCGGUGCUAAAGAAAACAAUAAUAAAAAAAUGGAUGCCCAGGCGAAGAAAAAAUCGUUGUUUCGUUCAAAAUUGAAUGCUCAGAAGCUGGAAAAACAACGCAUUGAUUCUCCUCUUGUGAGGUACAAUGAGCAUGACCAACUGGUCUGUAGAGUUUGUGAUGUUGUCAUCAAAUCUGAAUCUCUUUGGCCUGCACACCAAGCUUCUCGAAAACAUCACGAGGCCAUCAACAACCUCAAAGCUAAUGCUGCUGCACUAAAUCGAGCUAAUAAUACUAAGCCCUUACCUCCUAAAGAUCUGCCUAAGCCGCAAUCUGAAGAUUAUCAAGAGUUUCAUAAGAAAUCUGAACCUUCAACUGCAUUGCCUGAAUAUCGACUGUCAUCUUCUCUUCCUCCUGAUUUUUUUGAUAACCAGGAGGCAAAGAGGCAGAAAAAUGGGAGUGAAACUGAUGGAUCAUCUACUGCUAAAUCCGUGGAGAUUAGAGAUUCUGAAAUUCAGGCUUCCAAGGAAAUCAGACAGGUGUCAGAAGUAGUUGUUAAUAAUGAAACUACGCAAGUCAAAGGAGCUCUUCCUGAAGGGUUUUUUGAUGACAAAGAUGCUGAUUUACGUGCACGAGGCAUUACACCUAUGAAACCGGAUGUCAAGGAUGAAUAUAAGGAGUUUGAAAAGUUAAUCCAAGAUGAUUUACAAGAGAUAGACAACCGCUUGGAAGAAGAAGAGUUUGAUGCAGCUGAGACGAUUGAAGAAGCUGAGACUGUGGAACAAAAGACUUAUAGGGAGAGAGUAGAAAUGCUAAGGAAGAAGAAGUUGGAGAUUAAGGCUGCUAGAUCUGUCAUUUAUGGUAAAGGUACUGAAGUUGCACAGGAGGAGUCUAGCCCUGAAGAAUCAUCAAGUGAUGACGACAAUGAUGAUGUUUUAACGGUUGAUUGGAGAGCAAAACAUCUCUGAACAAUUGCGCCAUAUUUUCAGAUUGAAGCUUUUGGUCGAGUUCCAUCUCAAUGAAGUUGUUCUGUCUCAGUUAUUUGUCCUGGAUAAGCAUUCUUUUUGCUAAAAGACGAAGCUUCUAUUUCUCCAUCUCAGCUUCCGUUUUCACAGAAUGAGUAAUGCAGAUAGUUUUUUUUUAUCACGGAUUUGGAAAAUCUACUUAAAUGAAGCUGCGGGGAAUUUAAUGUAUGCCUGCAUUUAGCUGUAAAUUGAUUUCAUGAACCAAACCUCAAGACAGUGGAUUGGAGUAACUUUUGAGACAGUUUUCGUUCUUGAAAAUGCAGUCAUGAUUAAUAAUUAGACUUGUAUGGAUGUACUUUCUUUAUACAGGAUUAAUAUUUAACUAA